GAUGAUGAUAAUGAUGGAGAGGAAGAGUUCUCAGGGAGUGGGCUGGAUCCACAGAAAGACCAACGCACAAGUUCCAGGUUGGACAUGUCUUGUAACGACCGCACCCAGGCAGGAGGAUUGGACACGAAAGACUUCAAGAAGUUGUUUGAGGAGGUGUCCAGAGAGAACAGCCAGCUCCAGGCCCAGCUGCAGGACACUCAGAGGGUCGUCAGUCAGACCCGAGUGGAGCUGGAGAAGGCAACGCAGAGACAGGAGCGCCUCAGUGACUGUUCAGCCCUGUUGGAGCUGGAGCGGAAGGACCGGCGGAUGUUGGAGCGGCGCAUGGCAGAGUUGGAGGAGGAGCUGAAGGUUCUGGUGGACCUGAGAGCAGACAACCAGCGUCUGAAAGAUGAAAAUGGUGCUCUGAUCCGAGUCAUCAGCAAACUCUCCAAAUAGGUCGAGAGACACAACUUCCAGGGAAUCCCCUCUCGCCCUUCAUCUAUUCAUCCAUCCACCACUCCGCCCCCCUUCUUCCAUACAUUCCUCCCAGUGCCAAAGAGUGAGAGGGGGAGAGCACUACAGUCUGAGCUGGGUUGUGACGCCUCCAUAUGAACACAUGCAGAUCUUCGUUGUGCCUUCAGUUGUCGGAGUAGAACCUGCGGCUUUGCUCAAAGGUUUCCACAGAGGCAACAAACCCAGUGACUGUGUGUCGUGGGACAUCGACGUGCACAGUCUCCAUGAGUGCAUUCAUGCAUCUUUGUUCAUAUUCCACUUAGCACACAUGAUAGAUGGGGUCUUAAAGCUCCCACUUUGUAUUUAUUUUUGUGAACACAUUCACAAAGUUUCCACACACAGUCCAAAUGUUUUUAGAGUGUUUGUCAUUGAAGCACGUUGCUGCCUUUAUACUCGUCCUGACGGCAGGGGAAGUCCAUGAAGCUCUGUGGGGUUGAUUUAUUCACAUGUUCAGUGUUUGAACCCACCUACCUCUCCACCUAUGCACGUCCCCACGCCUUGUUUGUUUUUGCGAUCACAGACAUAACUCCAUGCUCUUAUAAAAAAGAUCCCGGUCAGUCGACCGCAGCACUUUACUCUUUGCAAAGUUAUUAAACAUCUGUGAGCUUCUCCCGUCCUCCAGAAAGACAACCUUUACGUCCAGAGCAGCAUCUUCUCGGGCCUGCUCCUUUCUGGGGUUUGGCUGAAGCUCAAAGGUUUUCUGUCCUGACCCAUCAGGCUACAAAUGGGUUUUAUUGUUGCCAUUGGAAAAGAUUAUUUCAUAGUUUUUUAUUGUCUUAUAAAGAAGCAUGGUUUGGGAUUUAAAUGUUAGUCUUUAAUACUCUCUUUGAAGUAAAAACGAAAGUGUAGCUUUGCUUCACAUGUUGGUUUUCUAAUAUAUUAAAUGAAUGUUUGCACCCUAA
Messenger RNA from Nematolebias whitei (Rio pearlfish), 1394 nucleotides. Its product is annotated as protein phosphatase 1 regulatory subunit 12A. Gene Ontology annotation, cellular component: Z disc; cytoplasm; A band. NCBI's taxonomy places the organism in Eukaryota, Metazoa, Chordata, Actinopteri, Cyprinodontiformes, Rivulidae. The record is from RefSeq and is a predicted model, not a curated record. Gene Ontology annotation, molecular function: enzyme inhibitor activity; phosphatase regulator activity; protein kinase binding.